GAACUGCCUCAGUUACAGUGGCCGGUCUAUUGACAUGUUCGCGUGUGACCAAGAAGCUGGUCUCACAAGAGAGGUAUCUGUUCUUCGGGGCUGGAGCGGCAUCGACGGGAAUCGCCGAGAUGAUAGUGCACCAGAUGCAGAACGAAGGCAUCUCUAAAGAGGAGGCUUGUAACCGCAUCUAUCUGAUGGAUAUCGAUGGGUUGGUGACCAAACAUCGCAAGCAGUUGAACGAUAGACACGUGAAAUUUGCAAAGGACAUGCCCGAGACGAGCGAUAUUUUAGAGGUGAUUCGAGCGGCCAGACCUGGAGCCUUAAUAGGUGCGUCGACAGUGCGGGGGGCAUUUUCGGAGGAUGUGAUCCGUCUGAUGGCUGAGAUCAACGAACAUCCGAUAAUCUUUGCCCUCUCGAACCCGACCAGUAAAGCCGAAUGCACUGCCGAUGAGGCGUAUCGUUUUACGAAUGGUAGUGUUCUAUUCGCCAGUGGAAGUCCUUUCCCGGAUGUUGAAUAUAACGGGCACAUCUACAAGCCUGGGCAAGGCAACAACGCCUACAUAUUCCCGGGUAUUGCUCUGGGUACGAUU
Molecule: messenger RNA, 581 nt
Organism: Anisakis simplex (herring worm)
Lineage: Eukaryota; Metazoa; Nematoda; Chromadorea; Rhabditida; Anisakidae
Source: the annotation of a GenBank genome assembly